This is a messenger RNA of Malassezia restricta, 1101 nucleotides long. RefSeq lists its product as uncharacterized. Bases 1 to 1101 code for a protein of 366 amino acids. NCBI's taxonomy places the organism in Eukaryota, Fungi, Basidiomycota, Malasseziomycetes, Malasseziales, Malasseziaceae. The transcript has a single exon. The record is from RefSeq and is a predicted model, not a curated record.
AUGACAGUGUCGAUGAUGUCACAGACGACUGAUUUUGGACCUUACGAAAAGCCACGAAUGCCUCGUAUGACCAUGGCCCUAGACACAAGCAUGCCGCAGACACUGGAGCGUCCAGCAUCUUUCGAGUCGGACAGCGUUAAUGACAAUGAUGAUAAUGAUACUACCCUCCGAUCAGAUUCCAGUAUUGAUGGGACACCGAUACAACUACCUCAGCGACCAGAUGUCGCCCUCACACGCGACGUGCAUUGGUUCAGCCCUCGUCAGCGAACUAAGUGCAUGUCGCCUUCGCACUUAAUGCCCAUCACCAAUCACGGACUCGCCUUGGCGUCUGUGCCCUUGCAUGUCAAAGAAAUAGGGCCGGCGCCACGAUCCGAGGAUCGUGUGCGUGCAGCUCAACGCAUGUUUCAUGCAGUGGCCAACUCAACAAGAAGGUCUCGGAAACUACAAUCUAAUGACCGUACACGCCCAAGCUUGUCUGCAAAUCCUCGACAGAAAAGAAUGCUGCAUGAUCCCUCUAAGGAUCCUCUCGAAUUUGUGCCGACCAUGGAUGGCACACAGCACUGCGUCAUUGCCACCGAUCGCAAUACCUUUGAAAUGGUCGUGACACCUCCCUCGCCGAGACCUGACGAGCACGAAUGGGAGCGCGGCUCCGUUGUCACGGGCGUCAGUAUUACAUCGCACAAAAUGGCGCAAAGUUUGCCGCCUCAGCAGCCGACACUCACGCUUCAGCCCCCACCUUUUGAGCUGGCACCAGGUCGUGCACUCCAAUUAGCGCGACGAAUAAAGCAGACCGGUCAGCAGGCACAAAUACAUCAACAGGCACGUGAGUCAGAAGUGGCUUCCGUGCGUACAUCGAUGCUGCACACUAUGCGAAAGUAUGCGCAGCAUCGUCAGAAAGUGUGGCAGUGUGAAAGAGGUGCCAAGGCGGCAGCGGCGCAUGGUACCUCGGAUCGAUAUACUCGUACGCCCGUGGCCGCCGAUGAUAUCAUGGCAUACAUAGCGAGGUGGAACCGUGGUGCAAACUCACCUACUUACAUUCCACCGAACAUUCGGCGCAUGGCUGCUCAUCAAAUGCGCUGUCGGUCCACGAUUCAUACGUAA